UAAGUGGAUUGUAGCAAGCCUGCUAAUUUAUUAUUUUGAGUUUUAAAUGUUUUUGGACGGUACCACGUUUAUCUAAAGUUUCAGUCAUGAAGUGGCGACGUGACUUGUCACUCAGGCAACUCAAUCUUUAGAUAAAUAUAGGAAAAUGGAAGAUUGUUACGUUUCGUGCAUCAAAAUCAACGGGAGACCCAUCCUUCCACCCAUCCUACAUGAUGAGGAAAGAGAGAUGUUAAGGAGCUACCGGGAUCUGGCCUUGCAAAUUGAAUUCAAAGUUAAAGAUCGAAAGAAGGAAAGGGAAAUACAGACAUUACAAGCCCAAUCUAAAAAAAAUGAGACAGAUCAGCCACAAAGUCAGAUGUCACCUGUGCCCACUGAGAGCACCGAGCUGAACCUCGAUCUGGAUUCAAGCAGCGAAGCCACUUUGUUCAGCAGCACACCUGGUCACCGCCUCAUCCGAAGCGACUCAUACACCUUGGAAAAUCCUAGUCAAGCCCUUCUGGACUCUUUCGUCGAGUCUGAGAUAUCAGAGACUCCCUCGCUUACGGAUAAAAGGCCAAAAUCAGCGCUCCCAAAAUAUUCGUGCGGCAGGAAGAAAACGGCGAAAGUUGCAACUAUCGUCAGCCCAAAAAAGAAAAAGUUGCGACAGAGAAGAGAAGUGUGGAAAGAGACGGAGUCUUACGAUUCAGGGGAAACUGUGAUUGAAGUUGACUACAUGAAUAAUCUUAUCAAAAGUAUGAGAGAGGAGUAUGAGCUGAAGAUGGAGCAACUUCGGCAGCAGCAGGAGGAAGAGAAGAUGCGGAUAAAGGAGGAAUUUUUGAGCCAACAACAUGAACUGCUGAGAAAGCUGAAUAUUAAUUCGCCACCAAAUCGGCCAGCCUCUCCUCCGAUCAAAGUAGAGAGAAGCCCUGCGAAAGCGGUAUCAAAGUCCUUGGCGGAUUUAACAAAUCGGAUGUGCCAGCUGCCCCUCGCAGCCUUAGUGCGGGGCUACUUCGUUCGACGUCUUCACAAGACUGAGCGCGUGGAAAGGAUCAAGGCCCAAAUCAAGGAUACGCUGUUCCUCGCCAUCAACAUACACGAGCAGCCGCAACCCUUGAGUCCGGCCGACGUAAUGCUGCACGGCCGCCUAAUCCAGCAGCUGGACCAAUCCCUCAACGAACUGCACACGCUCUUCUUCGAGAACAGUCUGGCGGACAGACUGAAGGUCAUAGCCACUGACCGGGAGCGCAUGCUGAAAGGAUCCCUCAGUAACAGGUCAUCGAACGGGAAAAUGGUGUCGACAGCGACUGAGCGAAGGAGAAGAGCGAACCAGCAGGGGCAGCAGGAGAAUGUGACGCCCAAGUUUGGAAAGUCUGUGCAUAAUAAGUCUGAUGAGCUCAAGCCCUCAAAGAGGUCUCCUGUUGGAACUGUUGGAAGCAGCAGACACAUACUAGCCGAGAGUGGAGGUCUUGAAGGUGGAAUCGCACGCCAUAAAAAGCAAAAUUACUCUCCUUGGAGAUAAAUCUGCGUCAAGCACAAUUUAAUACGUAUCUGAAACCUUUGCACCGACGACAAUAUUGGCAAACCAAAAGUGCUACUUUUAAUUGGAUAUUUUUCAGACUGCCAGUAAGAAGCUGCGAAAACUAAUUUUAGGACCAAUUAUAUGUCUACUACACAAGCUGACUGAUGAUAAUUGACAGCAGCUCUCUGCUUUUGUAAUGUUGUAUCUGAGACUUCACUGCUUUUGUACAAUUGAAUAGCCCAUUAAAAUUCAAUGUGAAAUGAACAA
Molecule: messenger RNA, 1765 nt
Organism: Cloeon dipterum
Lineage: Eukaryota; Metazoa; Arthropoda; Insecta; Ephemeroptera; Baetidae
Gene: Cp110
Product: Centriolar coiled coil protein 110kDa
Exons: 5
Coding region: 146-1498 (450 amino acids)
Biological process (GO): centrosome duplication; centriole replication; regulation of cytokinesis
Cellular component (GO): centriole
Source: RefSeq, a predicted model, not a curated record